This is a messenger RNA of Cucurbita pepo subsp. pepo (vegetable marrow), 953 nucleotides long. RefSeq lists its product as uncharacterized. NCBI's taxonomy places the organism in Eukaryota, Viridiplantae, Streptophyta, Magnoliopsida, Cucurbitales, Cucurbitaceae. The record is from RefSeq and is a predicted model, not a curated record. Gene Ontology annotation, biological process: root development; shoot system development.
UGGUUAGACAUAGCUGAGACGAUGAUUCCCCUUGUUUCUUCAACACUUAUAUAUACCACCAUCAUUGCCAAAACAUGAACCCAAAUCAAAAUUGCUCGACUCAUUGGUAACUCAAUCACAGAAGGAAGAUGAGAAACUCUCAGCAUGUUCGUUCAAAGAGUGUGCCUGAAAAUCCAAACCCAAUCAUCAGCCAAGUAGAUGAGCAGCUGAGCAGAUUAAAGGAUUCUGAAGCCACUUCUUCUCUAUGCAUCAGACUAGGCGCCCUUCAAGAUUUGCACGAGUCCGUGGACAAGCUGCUUCUUUUGCCUCACACCCAACAAGCUCUGGUUCAAGUGAGUGACAAGGAAGGGCUGGAUGACUUACUAGAAGGCUCUCUCAGGCUUCUGGAUUUGUGUGACACAGCCAAGAAUGCCUUGUUGCAAACAAGGGAAUGCAUAUAUGAAUUAGAGAUGGUUAUGCGUAGAAGGAGAACUGAAAUGGGGAUUUCUAGUGCAGUUCAGAAGUGUUUAAGUUCCAGGAAGAUGAUAAAGAAAGCAGUCCAUAAAGUGUUGAAAAUGGAAAGAAAACAAUGUCAUAAAGAGAAUGGAUGUCAGCUAAAAGAGGUUGAAGCAGUCACAUACCACAGCAUAGUAGCCUUAUUGUCCAUCAUAGCAGGAGCAAAGUUGCCUGCAAAAUGGAGCUGCUGGGCUUCAGUUUCCAAGCUUGUUCAAUCCAAAAAAGUGGCCUGCAUAAGCGAAGAAACAAGCAUAAGUGUUGUAGAAAGGUUGGAUUUGGCUUUGAGUUCAAUUGCCAAUUACAGAACUGACAAGGAAUUCCAAGUUCAAGUUGAAGAUAUGCAGAGCUUGCUCAGGGAUUGUGGAGCAAGCGUUAAGGAAGUUCAAGAAGAGCUUGAGGGCCUUUAUAGGUUCAUAAUCAGAACAAGAAUCUCCCUUCUUAACAUCUUCAACCACUAA